CGGAAGGAGCCGAGGGGCUCCGGAAAGAGCCGAAGCGCUUCCGGAAAGAGCCGAAGCGCGAAGGGCUCCCGGAAAGAGCCGAGGGGCCUCCGGAAAGACCCGAAGGGGACCGGAAACACCCGAAGGGCUCCCGGAAGGAGCCGAAGCGCCUCCGGAAGAGGCGGGGCCACAAGCGACAUCCGGGGAUUUGGGGGGGGGGGGGUGUGACGGAAAGCGCCUAAGCGGCGGAACCGGCCGAAGCUUCACUUCCGGGUCGGCGGAGCGCGGCGGCGGGCGCCGAGCGACGGCGGAAGCGGCCGAAGCGUCGGCGGAAGCAGCCGAGCGCUGGCGGAAGCAGCCGAAGCGCCGGCGGAGGGAGCCGAGGCGCGGCCGGAAGGGGCCGCAGCGGCGGCGGCGGCGCCACACAAGAUGGCGGACGGGGAGGAGGUGACUCUGGACGGGCGGCCGCUCCAUCUGCUCCGCGUCGCCGACCUCAAGGCGGCCCUGGAGCAGCGCGGCCUGGCCAAGAGCGGCCAGAAAAGCGCCCUGGUCAAGCGGCUCCGCGGGGCGCUGAUGCUGGAGAACCUCCAGAAGCACUCGACGCCCCACGCCACCUUCCAGCCCAACUCCCAGAUCGGCGAGGAGAUGAGCCAGAACAGCUUCAUCAAGCAGUACCUGGAGAAGCAGCAGGAGCUGCUGCAGCAGCGGCUGGAGCGGGAGGCCCGCGAGGCGGCCGAGCUGGAGGCCUCGGGCCGGAGCUGCGCCGCGUCCCGGGAGCCGGAGGACUCGGACGAGGAGGGCGCCCGGCGGCAGGAGCGGCGCUCCGGCCGGGUCCGGCAGGCCCGAGCCGCCAAGGCCCCCGAGGGCGCCCCGGCCGCCGGCCGGGAGGAGCGGGAGGCCCCGCCGCGAGGCCGCCGUGGGGCGGCCCGGCCCCCGCUGAAGCCCGGCGAGGAGGAGGAGGACGACGAGGAGGAAGAAGAGGAGGAGGAGGAGGAGGAAGAGGAAGAGGAGGAGGAGGAGGAGGAGGACGAAGCGCCCCCGGGCCAAGAGGGCGGCGCCGCCCCACAGCAAGCCCAGCCCGAGGCCCCCCCCGCCGCCGACCCGGGGGUCCCCGCCGCCCCACAGCAGCCGGGGGAGCCCGGCCCCACGUCUCCGCCCCCUGAGGAGCCGGCGGCCCCCGCCGCCCCCCAACCGGCCCCCCAGGCCUCGCCGCCGCCCCCGCAGCUCACGGAAGGGGCGGCGCCGCCGGCCCCCCGCGGCGAGGAGGAGCCCCCGCCGCCGCUGCUCACCAAGGAGCCGCCCGCCGCCGCCCCGGAGGCGGCCGAGCCCCGGGGCCGCUCGCCGCCUUCCCGGCGCCGCCGCCGCGCCUCCUCGGGCUCCUCCUCCUCCUCGGGCUCCGCCUCCUCCCGCGCCACCUCCCGCUCGGCCUCGCCGCCCCCGCCGCCGCGACGCCCCUCGCGCUCCCCGUCGGGGUCGCGCUCCAGCAGCGCCGGCAGCAGGAAGGGGGGCCUGGAGGGGCCCCAGGGCCCCGGGGGGGCCGCGUGCCCCCCGCCGCAGCCGGACCCUGAGAGCGAGGAGCAGGCGGCGCCCAUGGAGCCGGGCCCCCCCGGGGCGGGCGCCAGCCCCCCACGGCCGCCCCCCGACCGCCCCACGGACGCCGAGCGCCCAGAGGGCCCGGCCCAGCCCAAGGCCUUCAAGAGGAAGAUCUCGGUGGUCUCGGCCGCCAAGGGGGCGGCGCCGGGCAGCAGCGAGGCGGAGGGCGGCGCGGCGGGGGGCCGGAAGCGGCGGUGGGGGGCCAGCACCGCCUGCACCCAGAAGCGGCCCUCCAUCAGCAUCACCACCGAGUCCCUCAAGAGCCUGAUCCCGGAGAUGAAGGCGGGCGGCGGGCAGGAGGCGGUGGUGGACCUGCACGCCGACGACGGCCACAUCUCCGAGGAGGAGGCCGAGCGCCCCGGCGAGGCGCCGCCCCACGAGCCCGCCCUCAAGAUCUGCCGCACCGUCACCCAGGUGGUGCCGGCCGAGGGGCAGGAGAACGGGCAGGGCGAGGAGGAGGAGGAGGAGGAGAAGGAGGCCGAGGAGGAGCGGCCCCAGCCGCCGCCGGCGCUGCCCGAGGCCGCCCUGCCCCCCCCCGCCGAGCACGAGGUCAAGAAAGUGACGCUGAGCGAGACGCUGACGCGGCGCCACAUCAGCCAGCAGCGCCUGGGCGUCUCCGUCACCAUCGACGACCCCGUGCGGGCGGCCCAGCUGCCCUCGCCCCCCCGCGCCGCCCCCAGCCCCAUCGUCCACGUCUGCAACCUGGUGCGGCCGUUCACGCUGGGGCAGCUGAAGGAGCUGCUGGGCCGCACGGGGCGGCUGCUGGACGACGGCUUCUGGAUCGACAAGAUCAAGUCCCACUGCUACGUCACGUACGCGUCGGUGGAGGAGGCGGUGGCCACCCGCAACGCGCUGCACGGCGUCAAGUGGCCCCAGUCCAACCCCAAGGUGCUGGCGGCCGACUUCGCCCAGCAGGACGAGCUGGACUUCCACCGGGGCCUGGCGCCGGAGCGGGCGGAGGGGGCGGCGGAGGAGGCGGGGCCGCGGGGGGCGGGGCGGGAGGCGUCGGGGGGCGGGGCGUCGGGGGGCCGCGCCCCCCGGGAGGCGGAGCGGGCCCAGUGGGCGGAGCGGGAGCGGGAGAUGGAGCGGCGGGAGCGGACGCGGGGGGAGCGCGAGUGGGACCGCGACAAGGGGCCCCCCCGCUCCCGCUCCCGCUCCCGCUCCGGCUCCGCCCCCCGCGAGCCCCGCCCCCGCCACCGCCCCCCCGACAAGGACCGCCCCCGCUCCCGCGAGCGCCGCCCCGACAAGAAAGAGAAGCCCCCUGAGGAGCCGCCGGCGAAGCUGCUGGACGACCUGUUCCGCAAGACCAAGGCGGCGCCCUGCAUCUAUUGGCUGCCGCUGACCGACACCCAGUUCGUGCAGAAGCAGGCGGAGCGGGCGGCGCGGGCCCGGGAGCGGGAGCGGCGGCGCAAGGAGCAGGAGGAGGAGGAGCAGCGGCAGCGGGGCCGGCAGCCCGAGCGCGACAAGGCCCGCGGCGCCCACCGCGACCACCACCACCACCACCACCACCACCGCGACCACCCCCGCGAGCGGCCCCCCCCCGCCGCCGCCGCCGCCCCCGCCCCCGCCGCCGCCCCACAGCCCGCCCCACAGCCCGCCCCACAGCCCGGCCCCGCCGCCGGCCCCACGGCCGCCGCCGGCCCCACGGCCGCCGCCGAGCGCGGACCCCGCGAGCGCGAGCGCGACCGCCGCGACGCCAAGCGCCGCAGCCGCAGCCGCAGCACCCCCGUGCGCGACCGGGGCGGGCGGCGCUGACCCCCCCCCCCCCCGCCCCACAUCUCCCCCCCCCCCAAUGCAGCCCCCGCGCGUGUCCCGGACCCCCCCCCCCUUCAAAAUCGUGGCCCCCCCCCCCCCCCGGCAGCGGCCCCGGGGGGGUAAUAAACGGCCGCCCGGCGUUUCUA
Molecule: messenger RNA, 3473 nt
Organism: Dromaius novaehollandiae (emu)
Lineage: Eukaryota; Metazoa; Chordata; Aves; Casuariiformes; Dromaiidae
Gene: ACIN1
Product: apoptotic chromatin condensation inducer 1
Exons: 17
Coding region: 409-3327 (972 amino acids)
Biological process (GO): RNA splicing
Cellular component (GO): precatalytic spliceosome; ASAP complex
Molecular function (GO): RNA binding
Source: RefSeq, a predicted model, not a curated record